CUCAACAGAGGCAUACAUUCACUGGUGUUAAACAGUUACCGCCUUUAAACGCGACGCAAGGGGUUCAAGCGAUGAGAUCCCUAAAUUUAUUGCUUUUGGGCGCCAGCUGCGCGCUUAUCGUAAGCCUCACAUUUGCGCACCCGCCCGAGGGUGUGUGGAAGAAGAAACUCACAUGGAAAGAGGACUGGGUGCAGGUGUGGAAGACCAUAAAAAAAGAGGCCUGGGAAACCAAAUGGAAGAAGAUACAAGUGCCCAUCUGGAAGGAGGUGCAGGUGCCCAUUUGGAAGGAGGUACAAGUGCCCGAUUGGAAGAUCGUCAAGAAGCCACACAUUGAGGAGCGUGAAGUGCCCGCUUGGAAGGAGGAAAAAGUGCCGGAAUGGAAGAAGAUCACAAAACCUAUUUGGAAAGAAAUACAAGUGCCCAUCUGGCGCGAGAUCCAAGUGCCCGUUUGGAAGGAAAUCAAGGUGCCAGUGUGGCGCGAAAUAAAAGUACCGGUCUGGAAGGAAAUACAAGUGCCCAUUUGGCGUGACAUACAAGUGCCGGUGUGGCGCGAAGUGCAAGUGCCCGAAUGGAAGCAAAUGUUCGUGCCCGAAUGGGUUAAGAUGGGCAUACCCGGCGAAAAGUACUUGGGUAAGGAUCACGAAGGUUGGGAGUACACCAGUCACGAUUUGUGGCGCAAAAAGCUCAUCUGGAAGCCCGUCUGGAAGAAGGUGUGGCGCACCGAGAAGAAGCAGGAAUGGAAGACGGAAAAGAAACAAGAAUGGAAAACCGAAAAGGUGCAGGAGUGGAAGAUCGAAAAGAAACAAGAAUGGGAAACAAAGAAGGUGCAAGAAUGGAAGACAGAGAAACAGCAAGCCUGGAAGCCGGAAAAGAAGUUGGAAUGGAAAAUCGAAUGGGUGCAAAUCUGGAAGCCAGUGAAGAAACAAAUCUGGGUAAAGGAGAAACGCGAAACAUGGGUGGAGGAGAAAGUGCAAAUCUGGCGUACGGAGAAGAAACAAGCGUGGGCCACCGAAAAGAAGCAGGCGUGGAAGGACGAAUGGAAGGCCAUACAAGUGCCCGUGUGGAAGGAGGUUAAAGUGCAGGAAUGGAAGCGCGUCUGGAAACCCGUCUGGGAGAAGGUGUGGGUGCCAGCCAGCCAUGGCUGGGACUGAGCGCGUUACAACGAGACCUGAGCACUAGCAAACCCCCCCCUAAUUGUUAUUAAGCGUAUGCGUAUGCAUUAAGGCACACGCUCAAGCAAAGAAAGUGUGCGAAUGUGGGCGUGGCGCGUGCGUACAACAAAUACACCCUGACUGACUAGAUGAUUGUUAAGCAAAUGUACGCCUCAGCUGUUCGUUGCACUCCAGCGUUGUAUGUAAAUAUUCACUAGAUCCUCUCCUUCUAACAGCCUAUGCCUCAGCUGUGCUUUAAACGUCCACACAAAGCACCCGAGCGCCACCAACGCGCUUUUGUAUAUAUGUAGAAGCGUGCCCAGCUGUUGAACAUCAAAUCUUCGCGCGUUUAUUUUUGCACCACUUUGUUUUGUUUGAGUUUCUUGUUUCGAAUUUAUAUUUUAUUUCUCUCCUCCGCUCCAUUAUCACCAUUUCCAACGUGUACAAAUUAGUCAUGAUGCUAUACAUCACUCUAUUAACACUAUUUUAUAUACAUACAUACAUUUUUACAUGCAUACAUUUAAAAACUUUUUUGUUUUGUAUUUUCUGUUAUUUUUAGUUUUAUUUUGUUUUGAAAUUGAGCGAUAUUUUUACACGAUUUGAGUGCUGCGCGUUUAAUAAGACCGUUCGGAAUUUUUUUUUGUUACUCAUCAUACUUCAUUUAAAGGUCUAAUUGUGCGUAAGUGUUAUGUUAUAAUUUUUGUUUUUAGGUUUUAGACAAAAAUUUAAAACUAAAAAUUAAUUUUUAUAUA
Messenger RNA from Bactrocera neohumeralis, 1903 nucleotides. RefSeq names its product golgin subfamily A member 6-like protein 22. The record is from RefSeq and is a predicted model, not a curated record. The transcript has 2 exons. NCBI's taxonomy places the organism in Eukaryota, Metazoa, Arthropoda, Insecta, Diptera, Tephritidae. The coding region runs from base 72 to 1151 and encodes 359 amino acids.